Dicentrarchus labrax (European seabass) is the source of this 3523-nucleotide messenger RNA. Its product is annotated as perforin-1-like. Bases 101 to 3181 code for a protein of 1026 amino acids. The transcript is spliced from 19 exons. The record is from RefSeq and is a predicted model, not a curated record. Lineage: Eukaryota; Metazoa; Chordata; Actinopteri; Moronidae.
AAAGGCUCGUUCUCUUGCUGGUUCUGAUUUUCAUGACUAGAAGCGGAGAAGCAACAUCAUCAUUUUGGGCAUCUGGAACAGUGUCUCUUCAACUCCAGCCAUGCUCUCCUUUUCAACCCCACCCCUUCUCUAUCUGAGUCUCAUCCUCUUUCUGUCGUAUCAUUCCCCUGUUCUCUCCUGUCGGACUGGGACCCGCAGUCAGUGUGAGUCCGCUCCCUUUGUACCAGGCCACAACCUGGUGGGGGAGGGCUUUGAUGUGGUCACCCUGCAGCGUAAAGGAGCCUACAUGGUUGAUGUGAGGACCUAUCUCACCCCAAAUGGCACCUGUACCCUCUGCUCCAACCCUCUUCAAGGCGACCAGCUGCAGAAACUGCCGCUCUCUGCAGUGAACUGGCGUACAUUCAGUCGAUGCAAUGCUGACAUCUACAGCAGUGCACACACCUCUGUUAGCUCGUUGAUUGAAACUUACACCUCCCAGGACAGUAGCGACUGGAAGAUUGGCCUAAAUUUAGAGAAGUAUGUAUCAGCCGGCCUGGAGGUGGGAGGAACACGCUCCACUGCCUAUAAGUUUGCUUCAGAGAGGACCAGAGAGGACCGCCACACCUUCAGCACUCACAGACUCACCUGCAGCCAUUAUCGUUACCGUGUGUCAAGCGAACCACCCCUCAACUCAGAGUUCAGUAAGGACGUGGCCAGACUGCCAAGUCUCUACAACGACUCCACCAGGGCUCAGUACAGUGAGCUCAUACAUACCUAUGGCACACACUACAUCCGCCAGGUUUAUCUUGGGGGGCGUCUCAGGCGGGUCACAGCUGCACGUACUUGUCUGUCCACACUGAAUGGGCUCACCUCAAGUGAGGUCCACAACUGCUUAUCACUUGGUGUCUCUGUAGGCCUGGGGAUGUUGAGUUUAUCUGGAAGCCAACAGUCUUGCAACAAAGUCCUACAGAACCAGGAUCUCACCACCUCGUACAGCUCUGGUCUCUACCAACACUACACAGCGUUGAUAGGAGGCACUGGUUGGUUGGGGGAGUUUUCGCUCACUCACAAUGACUCCAUGGACUACAGGAAAUGGCUGAAUACCCUUAAGGACCACCCAGAUAUUGUUUCAUACUCCCUUAGGCCAAUGUAUAGACUGGUGCCCAAUGGGAAGAAGAAGGCAGGUGUGAAGGCUGCCAUAGAGCAAUACUUAGAAGACAAUGCCAUGAAGAAGUCACCCAAAGAACCAGGUUGUGGGUCCAACUGCUGUCCUAAAGAGGCCUCGAGGGGAACACUGGUGGUGAUCAUCAUCAGAGGCUGGAAUCUGAAAGGAGACUUAAUUGACCCAACGGACAGCUAUGCUCAGAUGUGGUACGGUCCCCACCAUCGCAGGACUCAUAUGAUCCACUCAAACGACCCCUGGUGGAACUCCCAUUUUAAUCUGGGCAUGGUGGACACACAUUUGGGUUUGACGAUUCAGGCCUGGGACAAAGACUUGAAGUAUGACGACCUUCUGGGAUCAUGUGUGAGGCACCUUAGCCAGGGGACACACAGAUUCACCUGUCCGGCCAAGAAUGGCGGCUUUGAGGUCCAGUACACUCUGACCUGCGACUCUCAUCUGACUGGAGACAGUUAUUUUCAGAGCACUUUGGCUCCAGCCAUGCUCUCCUUUUCAACCCCACCCCUUCUCUACCUGAGUCUCCUCCUCUUUCUGUCGUAUCACUCCCCUGUUCUCUCCUGUCAGAUUGGGACCCGCAGUCAGUGUGAGUCUGCUCCUUUUGUACCAGGUCACAACCUGGUGGGGGAGGGCUUUGACAUGGUCACCCUGCAGCAUAAAGGAGCCUACAUGAUAGAUGUGAGGACGUUUCUUGACCACAACGGCACCUGUAAACUCUGCUCCAACCCUCUUCAAGGCAACAGGCUGCAGAAAUUGCCACUCUCUGUGGUGGACUGGCGUAUCAGAACGUUCUUCAGUGUUAAGAACAGUGUACACACCUCUGUCAGCUCAUUGGUUGACACUUACACCUCCCUUGAGAGUAAAGACUGGAAGUUUGGCUUAAAUUUCGGUAAGUUUGUCUACCUGGAUGUGGGAGGAACACAGUCCAAUGUGUAUAACUUUGCUUCAGCAAGGACCAGAGAGGACCGCUACCUUUUCAGCCUUCACACCAUCACCAGUACCCAUUAUUGUUACCGUGUGUCAAGGAAACCGCCCAUCAGCUCUGAAUUCAGGAACGAUUUGGCCAGAUUGCCAAGUGUCUACACCUCCUCCACCCAGGAUCAGUACAUUGAUCUCAUACGUACCUAUGGCACACACUACAUCCGCAGGGUUCACCUUGGAGGGCGACUCAAGCGAAUCACAGCUACACGAAGCUGUUUGUCAUCACUGCUUAAGCUCAGUGGAUCUGAGGUUCACUCCUGCUUAUCACUGGGUGUCUCUGCAAGCGUAGGGGGGUUCACGUUAUCUGGUAACCGACCGUCUUGCAACAGAGUCCUACAGAACCAGGGCUUCUCCAAUCUGUACAGCUCUGCUUUUCACCAGCACUACACAGAGAUGGCAGGAGGCACUGGUUGGUCGGGGGAGUUUUCAUUCAGUCAUAAUGACAUAGAGGGAUACAGGAAUUGGCUGAAUAGCCUUAAGGACCACCCAGAAAUUGUUGCAUUCCGUCUUAGGCCAAUGUAUGAGCUGGUGCCAGAUAAGACACAGAAGGCAGGGAUGAAGGCUGCCAUAGAACAGUACUUACUAAACAAUGCCAAGACAAAGACACCCACCGACAGUUGUGCCAUGUAUUCCAACUGCUGUCCUAAAGUGACCAGGAAAGGAACACUGGCGGUGACCAUGGUCCGAGCCUGGAAUCUGGAGGGAGAUUAUCCUCUCUAUCAACCUACUGACAGCUAUGCUAGAGUAAAGUGUUGUGGCUCAAAUCGAAUGACUAGGGUGAUCGAGUCAGACAACCCCAGGUGGAAUCAGCGUUUCUAUCUGGGCGAGGUGGACCUAAGUAAAAAAGAACUGACAACUGAAGUCUGGGACGAAGACUUGCAAUAUGAUGACCUUCUGCUGUCAUGCGAUACAGACCUGAAGCAGGGGACACAUGAAAGAAUCUGUACAAGAGGCAAAACUGGUUAUGAAUUCAGCUAUACGUUAACAUGCUACCGUCACCUGACUGGAGACAAGUGCGACCGUUACAAACCAUCUCCACAGUGAGAAAUGUAUUUUGGGGCCACACUAUUCACAAAUACAGCUUUAAAGCCUGUAAUGGAAUUUUAUACUGUUUUCCCUUUUGUACUCAUUUCCUGCAUAACCAAACCUGGUGCUAAAUGUUAUCAACGAUGAAGAAGCAGACAGAGGUAGAGAGUUAUUUUUGGGAUACAUAAAUAUGAAUGAACAAUUGUGGAAGUGAACAGCUGUGUCUCAAGUGUUAGUGUGUGACAAUGCAUGUAGAAAUACAUCUGCUGAACUUCAUUACAGUAUUGUCUUAGCAGUGAAAAUGGAGAAUCUCAUUUGCAAAUGAUUUACUGAAUAUUGCAAUAAAUACUCUGAGACAGA